Messenger RNA from Rhincodon typus (whale shark), 2834 nucleotides. RefSeq names its product thioredoxin domain containing 12 (endoplasmic reticulum) (gene txndc12). Lineage: Eukaryota; Metazoa; Chordata; Chondrichthyes; Orectolobiformes; Rhincodontidae. The transcript has 7 exons. Gene Ontology annotation, cellular component: endoplasmic reticulum. The record is from RefSeq and is a predicted model, not a curated record. The coding region runs from base 1 to 531 and encodes 176 amino acids.
AUGAGAGGAUCGGAGCUGAUAAUGAAUCUGCAAAGGGACUUGUAUCUCGUCGUCUUUUGCAUUCUUCUGAUCUGCUUUCAAACAUAUGGGAGCGAAAGUCUUGGAAGAGGGUUUGGAGACCACAUUCACUGGAGAACACUGGAUGAUGGAAAAAAAGAAGCAGAAGCCAGUGGCUUACCAUUGAUGUUGAUUAUACACAAAAGCUGGUGUGGUGCAUGUAAAGCGCUGAAACCAAAGUUUGCUGAUUCUAAGGAAAUCUCAGAAAUGGCUCAUAACUUUGUUAUGGUGAAUAUAGAGGAUGAGGAGGAGCCAAAUGAUUCAGCCUUUAGCCCAGAUGGAGGCUACAUACCUAGGAUCUUAUUUUUGGAUCCCAGUGGUGAAGUUCAUCCAGAGAUCAUUAAUCAAAAUGGAAAUCCCAAAUACAAAUAUUUCUACAGUUCUGCUGACCAAGUGGUGUUUUCCAUGAAGGAAGCCCAAGAAAAGCUGACUGGUGAUAUAGCUACAAAACAUCGCUAUUCAGAUGAAUUUUAGGUUAACCAACCACUGGCGUCUUAUGUUUCUGACGAGAGUGCUUUAGAGCCUUGUCUGAAGUCAUUUAUUGAUUUUAUUCUUGUAUUAUUUCACUGUUAAAUUUUGUGUAUUAACUUUUUUUUAACUUCCUGAAUAAAUCCAAAAGUAUAACAUUGAAGACUCUCAUCUUUUGGGAAAUCACAUCUGCACUGUUGUGGGAUAGCUUACCAAUGUUAAAUAAAUUGCAUUAUUUCAACAGGCAUUAAUUUCUGCCUUCUGGUUCCUCUAUUGGGUAACUAAUUUUAGCCACUCAUCUACCUAUUUAUAUUUUUCACUUGUCUGCAAAUUGUCCCUCCAAUCAGUCAGGAAAUGGAUGCCUCCAUGUGGGUUGUAAUGUUAGGUGACAUUCUGAAUAAUUAUUUGUUCAGUGAAACAACCUUAGUCAUUGACAAACAAAUGAUUGGUGCUCAAAAAUUAUCAUCGUGCAGUACAAAAAAAUGAUCUGCUUGUUAGAAUAUUGUCAGUGUAUCAUGUAUUUGCCAUGGAUACUUGCUACCUUUUCCUCCGGGCUAAAAAUACCUGGACACAGGUUAUCAAUUACUUCUUCAAGCAACUUAUUUGGGGAAUUUUACUUGAAUAGCUUGAGAAAGGUCUGUCAACAUUUCUCUCCCACUUCCCGAUAGUGACGUUUGUUCAAACUCACCAUGUGAGAACUUGAACUUGCACGUCAGUUGAUACUUUAGAUGGUAACUCUGAAUCCUGCAUCUUAAUUGUUCAUUUGUAAAAUCAUGUGCAAAUGUGAUUUUCAGUUUAAGCAUCUGUUCUUGUAUAGCCACAAUGCUUGUAAUUACAUUAUUGUGUUUUUAAUUUUAAAGGCACUUAAUGUUCUGCUUUUUAAAAUCUUCCAUCUGCCUUUUUUUUUAAAAAGCAAUAAAGGAUUUGGCUGUAUGGGUAUGGGACCGUGGAAUUUAACAGCAUAGGGGAGUCCUUUGAUCUAACAUCCUUGUAGAGAAGACGCCUGAUGGCAAACAGACAUGGGAAGGGGAAGAAAUGACCAUUGGUGAAUUCUUGAUGUGUAUCAGCAGUGAAGGAAAGGAAGACAUGAGUCCCAUAGCACUGCUAGGAUCAUGCUCUCCAUUCUGAGCAGUGAAAAUUUCUAACUUUCCAAUCACUUUAACUAGAACAAUUCUUCUGCUAAAAUAGCAGAGGAAUUUCAGAUUUUAUUAACUUAGAGAAUUGUAGGGUUAUGUUUUUAAUAUUUUCCUCACUUAAUUCUUUACACCUCUGAAAUUUAAAAUUAUUGUAGAUUUAUAGAUAAGCAGGCCAUUUGACCCAUUGAGUCCACAUCACCCGUCUAUUAGAGCAUCCCACCUCAACCCUGCAUUUCCCAUGUCCAAUCCACCUAACCUGCACAUCUUUGGACUGAGAGGAAACCAGAGCACCCGGAGGGAAACCGUGUAGACGUGGGGAGAACGUGCAAACUCCACGUAGACAGUCGCCCAAGGCAGGAAUCAAACCCGGGUCCCCUAGUGCUGUUAAGCAGCGGUGCUAACCACUGAGCCAUGAUUUUUUUAUGGGUGUUGCUUUGCUUUAUUCUGGCAAUUAGAAGAAUUCCAAAUGUCAGUACCUGGAUUUGUCCAGUGGUAUGGGAAUUCUGAAUAGCUGGGAAUUUCUAUGAAAGUGACAAGCUUGGAUGCAUGACCGCCUUUAUGGAUUCCAACCAUAAAUAUUUGUGGUUAUUUACACACUACUUUUGCAUUUUACGUUGCUUUCCAUAGCUUCAGCUGUGAGAAAACGUUUUCUUAGACAUGCUAUUUCUUUAGGCAGAAUGAGCUUUGUCAUGUUUAAUGGACAUGCUUAAUAGCAGUUAUUUAUGAUGUAGAAAGUUUCCAAAUUUUUAAUGGAAUUUUAGCCUUUUGGAUUCUGUAAUGGGGUGGUCUUAUCCAACUAUACCCGUACCUGGUCUGUCAACAGUGGUACCAUAUUGUACUUGUAUCUGAUGAAUUUGGAGACGAGCUACUAUAAUGAAUUAUAAAAGUAGAAUUGAAGUCUAAUAAAGAAAUCAGUGUAAUUUCUGUACUUAUAAACUGUCUAAAAUUUGAUAUGCCUUCUGUAUUGUUUGAGACAAAUGAGAUCAGAUCAGAUCAGAUCAGACCAGACAAAUCAAAGCUCCCUUGUUGGCCUGUGUGAAGUAAUUCCUUUAGCCUUUACUUUAGUGGUACAUUGUAAUGCAGAAAAUUAAUUGGAAUUGAACUAAAUGUUUUCUGUACAUAUUUUUGAUACAGCUUCUGGAAUGGAAAAAAAUAUAAAAUUAAAAAAUUUCA